UUCCUCACAUUGUGGCAUGGUAGAUCCACGGACAAUUUUCCACCAUAUUUGAGAAGUCCCAUCUAGAGCUUCAUUCAAUUCUUCUAUAUACUCUUCCUCAUUCGUUAUGAGGUGUACUUUCUUCUUCCAAUCUGUUCCACAAUAAGGACAUUACUAUUACUCCGGCUCAUCUCUUUCAAUAUACCAAUUCACUGCUUUGAUCCCAGGAGAUAAUUGUUUUUUGAAAAUUGCUGCUACAUCUGUCAUCUGUAUUCAUCUUGUCCAUGUACAAUUGUUACUCUCACAUUACCACAAAGUUACCUGUGUAAAGCACCUAAUUUACUUCUUCUGGGAUUUCAAUGGUGAAAAGCGCUUCCAUUGAUGGCGAUAGUCCAUCAGGGCAUGAUAAAGGAGGCACGGUACACCCAAUUUUGGGCAAUUACCAUCUUCCUGUAGAGAUAGAGAACACACGAAAGCAAUCAGGAAUGCACAAUCUUUCUCGAGAAGGCUGGGGUGAAGACAGUGAGUGAAUGCCUUUGAUGUAUGUUUGUUGAAAGCAAUUGACAUUUUAUAGAAUGCCGCAACUAUUUAAUCCGGCUCUGCUCAGAUGGUAAGGACAAAAUUCCAGUAUCCUCCAUUGUCGUAUUUGGAGACACAUCCCGAAUCUUGGUUUUGGUUUUCAAAUUAAUUGGAAAAAUGCCUACCGAUGGUUUUAGCAAUACUUCAUUCAGUAUACACGUUUCGUUUUUACUUAAUAUAUGCUGAUAUUAAAAAUUCUAGUGCCUCGAAAUUUUCCUUACAAAGAUGGAUUGCGCAUAUUGCAUCCCCGUCUUCAAGAGAGGUUCGGGGACGAGAAUGUUGACUUGGCUUUGGGUGUCUUGGAAGAACUGAUCGAAGUGGAAGAGCAACCUCCAUUCCCAGCUUCUGUUUUCCAAAGAUGGAAGCAUGAACAUCUCCGCAGAAAGGUUAGCCCCAAGUGAGCGACCAGGUCCUCCUUUUCCUUCUAAUAGCGCUGCAGGAAGACUUUACCAACCCGCAUGCCCCUCACACGGCAACAAUACAAGCGCCAGUCGUACCUACCAAAGCACUCAUUGAAUACAGAGAAGAGCAGGCACUAAGGCAGUUUGUUCAGCCACAAAUAAGUCCAAGUGCCAUGCCAUAUUGCGAAUCGUGCAACUCGAAGAUUGCACAUCAACCUAGUUGGAAAAUUGAGCAUAGUGUAUUUGUCUCAGUGGGAGGGAAACCGGCUACGCUGGCGUACUGUCCGACACCAGCAGAGCUUCACAGAGCAAUGUGGGACCCUGAGUACGGUCGUGGAGGCGUAUGUAUGCGACCUAAUACCGCUCAGACAAGCCCGCCCGGCUCCGCAAUAGAACCAACUGGACCAACUGCGACAUCCUCAAAAUAUUCCACGCCUACUAGGUCGUUCAUGAAUAAUGCGAAGAAAGAGUUGGGGCACAGAGUGAUGAGUGCUCUCUCAGAAACCAGAGAAAGUCUGAGUAGUGCGGCUUCUGACCAAGUAGAGCUUAUAGAAAUCGGGAGGUACGAGAAGCUUCCUCACGAUAGGGUGCCUACUACCUUCGUAGCCCCCCAAAACAUUGGUGGACAGGGUGCAAUUCGCAAGGUCUCCAACAUAAUGAAUGUCAACUUACCACCAGGUCGUGAUAUUCCGAAUGCGAAUUUUGCAAGAAAAAACGAGUUGAUUCAAGUCGGACAGCCAACUCCAGAUUAUCUUCUUGCUCUUCGUCAGCCCACUCUUGAUGAGGUCGUCGAUAGACUAUGGGAAUCGAAGAUAAAAUGUCCUGGUAAGCCGCCUCAAACAUCAAUGCCGAUGCUCCGCUAACUAUUACAGACUCUAAUCCGCUGCGUUCUUACUUGAAUAACUACUAUAGCCUUCCCGCCAGUCCUAGUGUCUUCUUUGACGGCGGCCUUGACUAUAAAUGGGACACUCCAGAUAUCAUCGAAAGCACCGAGAACGAUAUCUCUAAUAUAUAUUCAGCCUCAGGAAUUGACGAGCUACUACAGUCGACCCACCUUACAUAUGAGGAUAGUCACAACAUCACAGACGAUUACCAAAUAGAGAAUACAUAUCAUGCGCAUACAACCGACUGUGUUGAACAGUUCGGCCUAAGCAAACUUUCGAUCUCGAACAGCCAUGAUACGAAACUGUUUGAAGACAAAGAGGGGGAAAUUCUGUAUCCUACCGUGUAUGUGCCUCCUGCGAAGGACAGAAUCUCGAAAAAAAGCGGUCGAGUAGAACACUCAAAGAAGGAGAAUCGUAAAGGGAAUUCGGCACUAAAGUCCGAGCGCUAUCAAAUCGAAUGUGAACAUCACGAUCGCGAUAGUUGUGAUGGUAUUUGCCAGUCGUGGGAAUGUCGUUAUAAACAAGAAUACCGCAAAUCUAUUGGGAACGUUGUGAAAUGGAGCGAGCCAUCUUCAAGAUACGCCGGAGAAUCCGAAGAAUCUGAAGAAUCCCGGCUGUCACCAACUGUCUACAGUCCACCAUCUUCCCUUGAUCCCUUCAACAAGUACAAAGGUUCUCCACGUAGCACCAAGCCUUCAUGGGGAGAAAAUAGCAUUUCGCCUCAUUUUAUAGUUGAUUGUCUGGAAACUUGUGGUGCUGAAACUGCGACAUCCGACAAGCCGACGUUGCCAAAAGAGGAGAACCUCGAGGUAACUAUGUCGCUCGAAGAAGUAAACCUUACUCCACCAGGUCGAUUAUCUAAACGUUCAUAUCUCCCAAAGAUUCCGGUAGGAAGUGAAUCUCCUGCCGCUUUCGGUAGGCGGAAGGCGGGAAGCCCAAAGAACUCAAUUCCCUUGACAACCGAGUUUCCAUUGUCUUUAAAAUUACAAACAGAUGUUAAUCAAUAUACCACUACGAAUGGGGACCUAACCAUUCCAUAUUUUUUAAAACAUUCGAAUGAUUCACCUUCACCUGUAAUUGCGUCCAACCUGGUUCGAAAAGGAAUUAUGGAUUUCGAUGGUGCAGCCGAUGUUUGUUUUCCAAAACAGAACAAUAGAACCAAACAAUCGAAUUCAGACAAUAAACCAAAAACUCUCCAUAAUAGUCCCGAUAGCCACGAUGGUCAUUCACUUUACGAUGAAAAUAACUUAGGCGAAGCUGCGAAAAGAUUCUUGAUGGAACUCAAUCAAGGCCGCCUUCCCACUCUACAAUCUCCAACAAUUUGCCCUCCACAACCGUUGUAUAUCUGCAAGCAACCAAGUCAAGUUCAACUUGAACAAGCAGCAGAACAUCAAAACCAUAACACCAGCCACGAAAAAGCGCGUUUCCCACCUCGUUCGUCUUCGAUUCCAAAACGCGAGUGUUCAGGUUCAAUUGAGCAGGCCAGGCCUUUUUUAUUCGACCAAGAAGUAACUAUCCGCGAGCCAAAAAGUCAACUUGACGAUCCAAAGAUAUCAAUCAGCCGCAGCACAAAGAUUUCACAGAUUUAUAGCAAUCAACCAAACACUCCUGAAAUUGCUGCACGCUCAACUGUCUCUGACAUCAAGCAAUACUACUUCUCUAGCAGCUCCAGUGGCUUAUUUGGUGAUUUCAUCCCGAUAGGAAGUCCCGGAUCGUUUUAUUCUCCUCCUCCUCCUCAACAACAACUGCCAUUGCAAACAAUGUCUGCCAAUAGGUAUGCCAAUUUAUGAAUUAACAUUGAGACAUCCUAACACGAGCUAGUUCAGCGUACGGUCACAAGACUGAGAAUUCCAGAAACCCAUACGCAUUCGAGCCGGAGACUCCCUUAAUUAUGGAUGAGUUGCGCCAGACCACAAUGACCGAUUUCAUGCAUAUUUACGACGAUGUUAGACCUGCCUCGUCACCAAGUCUUGGCCUUGGCCAUGUUAAGAAUUCGCGGUCGGUUGGUCAUACAACAAACAGAAGUGAUCCUUUGGCUGCACCUCAAUACUCAAGUCAUGGUCAAGGUCUCCAGCGUAGCGGAACAUCUCCAAGUGUAACGCCGUCACGAUUCGUGGCACGCGAAGAAUCCCCAAAUCCCAAACAUCAAGCCUAUCAUGCUGAUGUCGAUUCUAUCUCACCCAUCCUAAAUAAUGCUUAUCCGACUCAAAGCCUACCCCACCGCGGUCGAGCCGCGACGUUUGAGCAUUCUAGAACCCCUCUCCGCAAGGGUUCCCAAGAGCGAUUUCCACAACCGUCGCGCUCCCCUGCCCGUAAGCCAUCCGGCGAUCAUCGCGUGCAGCCUUCACAAACUUCCGAUGAAGCAGGACCCGAUGGCAGAGGUCGUUCUGCAACAUAUACCCCGAUUCGAAAGGAGAUGAACUCAAAUUACAGCAACGAGUCUUAUUCGAGCUCAGCUUCGACUACAAUCAAUCGACAUAUGACUCGAUCCCCCGCAAAGAAUCUUAUCGACGUAACUGAACAAGAUGAGCCUAAUUUUGAAAGCCCAGAUAUGCUACUGAUGUUCCCCAAGAAGAGAUCGCGCUCGCCGAUGAAAAAAAUGUUUGGAGAGCAUGGCUGGCUUGGAUCUUCACCAAAUGAGGUUAUACCCAGCGUUUUAAGUUCAAAAUCCGCCACCCAAAAGAUAGACAAACCCAGAAAACCUGGAAUGAUGGAGAAGAUCAAAAAUAAAAUUGAGGGUUUCGUAAGUGUAUGCUCUACGUUUAAUCGUUUCUGUUAAUGACUCUGAGUAGACCGAAAAGGCGGACAUGAAAAACGACAAAAAUAGAAUAUCAGUUUUGUCUAUCUCCAUCAACCCGUACGAGCAAGCUAGAUAUUUGGUUGAGCUAGAACUUAUGAUAGUUCAUACAGCCAAUACAUUUCUCAUGAUCCAAUUUAGUCAAGGUCGUAUGUCUAUCGAUAGCAUCAAGAAGACCGUGGACACAUGGAAGAACAAGGGACGUCCUGCUGUUGUUGAGUUCAUGUACGACCAAGGCACCCAGCGAGAUCUUGUUACUGCCAAUCAGUAUAACUUUCGAUUCCACGGCAACCGAUUGGGUGAUGACGUUCGUAUCUCUUCUAUGCUCUAUAAUUGGAAGCAGGUGGCAUCACUCAUGUCUAUCCGCACCUUCUGCAAUGCAGAUACUGUUCUCUUGAAGUUGGUGUUUGAUGUAGAACAGAUAUUGGAGCUCAUUGGUGGUUCUGAACAAAUAAUGCUACGACUCCAGCAUCUUCGAUUGUCGAUCAACGAAGCGAUUCGCAUUGCCAAAGUUGACAGGGCUACCCGUACUUCGCGUAAUGGUCAUGACAAGCAGUGGGAAUCACAUUCAUCGUCAGGCAUCGCGCAUAAUGAUCCAUACGGAUGCAUGAAGCUCGUUCCUGAGCGCUAUCUUGGCUGAGAUACUUUGGUCUCAUAUCAUAUGUAUAUGUAUUACCGCUCUCACUUCCACGUUCUUGAAUGAUAUAAUGGGUAUAUUCAGCUUAACCAGUCGUGUGCCGUUAAGCAGCGCAAUUUCAUUUGGACAAUCGCUUUAAAUCGAUCUUGGACCUCAUCCACAAUGUCUGUCGUCAAGACCUUGGUAACUUUCAGAGCACAGGGCUUUCCCUUAGGAGAUUGAGGUUCACGAUUGUACACGGUCGGGCUUUGCAUUUACGGAAUGGAUAAAAAUUGUUCGUUUCGCGAUUGAAAUUUUGAUUUCAGUGUUUCCGCGCAUUUUGCUAAUUUGCUGAUUUGCUUCAAGGCCAGGUCAUCUCAAUCAUAUCCGGGGGAGGUUUCGGUUUCAUUCAUAUGCGUAAGGAGGACGGAGGUGAUUCGGGAUAUGAUGAAGAUGAAUAUGACGAAACUGGUAGAUAUUCUAAGAAUCUUAAGAAUUUCUAGGAGAAUAACAUGAAAUAUAAAAUGGAAAAUGGAAAAUGGAAAUGUUUAUGC
Sclerotinia trifoliorum is the source of this 5810-nucleotide messenger RNA. NCBI's taxonomy places the organism in Eukaryota, Fungi, Ascomycota, Leotiomycetes, Helotiales, Sclerotiniaceae. The record is from the annotation of a GenBank genome assembly.